GACACAUUAGUUGUCCCCGACUUAGUCAGGUUAAAAUUUAACUGCAUUUAUUUCGAAGUCAAUUAAUCUCACCCCACAUCAUCGUCAGGAAAGUAAAUCUAAGAUCUUAAUAUCUCCGUUCCAUACGUAAUAUUCAUGCAUGCUUUACGAUUGCAUUCUCAAGAGGUUAAUUUCAGAUUUUAAAACAACGUAACAAUUGAAGAAAGACUAGUGCGUAUUGUACUUUUUAUUAAGCUAGGCAGACGCGCCACAGAUGAGACGUCAGUGGCUAAGUUAACCAAAGCACGGCAACGGAUGAUAAAUAAAACCUGUAAUCGCAACUCAAAUUAUGAAUAAUUCUUGCUAUUGAGUGUAAUGCUCAUUGCAGUACAAACAAUUCCAUCACUUCUAACAGCGUGAAUUCUAAAGAUUUUUUACUUAGAAAUUAGAAACACAUAAUUAAUAAAGUCAACAUGCCACUGAAUGAAGUCAAAGUGCCUAUGAAGGAAUACUCGCGGGAGGAAGUGAAGAAGCAUUGCAAUCAGCAGGACUGCUGGAUAAUCAUCGACAGGCAGGUGUAUGACGUGACGCAGUACCUCGCUGAACACCCUGGCGGGGUCGACGUUAUUCUUGAGUACGGAGGCCGCGACGCUACCGCUGCGUUCCUCCAAAAAGGACACUCCGCGGACGCCGAAGAAAUACUUUCUAGCUACUUGAUCGGAUCAUUACGAACCUAAGGACACAAAUUUCUCUAGUCAUAUUUUUUAUGUAUCAGACUAUUUUCCUUCGAGUUUACAUGUUUAUUAUGUUGGGAAUGCGUUCCGCCAAAAAGUACAUUCCGCGGAUGCUGAAGAAAUGUUCUCCACCUUAUUGAUAGGAUCAUUACGCACCUAAGGACACAAAUUUCACUAGUCAUAUUUUUUAUGUAUCAGACUAUUUUCCUUUGAGUUUACAUGUUUAUUUUGUUGGGAUUGCGUUCCGCCAAAAAGAACAUUCCGCGGACGCCGAAGAAAUGCUUCCACGUUAUUGAUAGGAUCAUUACGCACCUAAGGACACAAAUCUCGAGUCAUUUUUUUUAUAUAUCAGACUAUUUUCCUUCGAGUUUACAUAUUUAUUUUUUUUGGGGGAAAUGCGUCAGCACCAGCGGGCACCGGCCAAUUUGAUAAUGCAGUACCUAAAUUUAUCGUUGGUUAUCAGUGAAAAAAAUUUGAUUCGAAAACUUUAAUAAAUUGAAAUUACUUUCGCAAAGUGAACGUCACAUUUUAAUACAGCCGUAGUUAACCCUUUAGUUUCAACACUAAGUACGCAUAAAGAAAUAUACACGUAAUUGAGAAAGAAGUUGUUCAUAUUUCACGCGUAUCAAUUCAGACGUGUCAAAAAU
Messenger RNA from Hyalella azteca, 1360 nucleotides. Its product is annotated as cytochrome b5-like. Gene Ontology annotation, cellular component: intracellular membrane-bounded organelle; membrane. Gene Ontology annotation, molecular function: heme binding. NCBI's taxonomy places the organism in Eukaryota, Metazoa, Arthropoda, Malacostraca, Amphipoda, Hyalellidae. The record is from RefSeq and is a predicted model, not a curated record. Bases 453 to 716 code for a protein of 87 amino acids. The transcript is spliced from 2 exons.